AUGGCGUCGAUGGAUGUAGAAGGACCACAGUUAGGGUUUCCGCACUGGAAUCCUCUCCGUCGAAGGUUCGGCCCUGAAUCUCCUUUUUUCGCAUCUGGCAACAUCGAAAGAGAACUGCUUGCCAAACAGCUUGCAUUGGAUUUAACUGAAGAUGAAAGGCAUCAACUUCGGAAUAUGGUAGAUGAGGAAGGCAGGGGGGUUUUCUGUACCAUUGUUGGUUGUGGUGCUCGCUUGAGUUCCUUGGAGGAUUUUGAAGAUCACUAUAAUGCACGGCACACUGCAUCUUGUUCUGUGUGCUCUAGAGUCUACCCAACAUCACGGUUGCUCAGCAUACAUUUAUCUGAAGCUCAUGAUUCUUUCUUUCAGGCGAAAGUUGCACGCGGCUAUCCCAUGUAUGAAUGCCUUGUAGAAGGCUGUGAUUUGAAGUUCAAGAACUAUAAAAGUCGGCAACAGCAUCUGGUGGACAAGCAUAAAUUCCCCAUUUCAUUCGAGUUUUUCAAGAAGGCUCAACCUUCCAAAAAACAGAGGCAGAAGAACCAACGUAAACAAGCUAUUCCUAAGAAGGCAGAUGCAUCUUGUAUGGAAGUAGAAAACGAAACCAUUGAUAGCCUUGUUUCUGCUGUCUCCAAAUUAAGCACUUCAGACUCGAGCCCCUCAUCCAUCAGUUUUGGUCGUCGACCCACUCGCGGCUUGACAUUUGUCCCACGAGCUGUUCAACGUGAGAAAAAACCAGACUCCACAUAG
Prunus armeniaca (apricot) is the source of this 744-nucleotide messenger RNA. The record is from the annotation of a GenBank genome assembly. NCBI's taxonomy places the organism in Eukaryota, Viridiplantae, Streptophyta, Magnoliopsida, Rosales, Rosaceae.